AUGUUCGUAUUCUUCUUGAUGAUUUUGUUGGUGCACGCCGAUGCGCUGUGCAGGGUAUCGGAGGGAGUGGUCCAGUGCCGGGACUGGAGAGAGUUUGAGACGGGAAAUCAUCUGAUGGCAAACUUUGUCAUAUUGGAGCGAGUAGGGGGGGAGAUCAAUGUGCAGGAGUACCCAGUGUUGAGCCGUCUACUCGUCCACGACCCUCAGACCAAGUGUGAUGCCAUCAAACCAAACACCUGGACGACGAUCCAGAUAGGAUCCCACACUUGUCAGAACGGCCAGCAGAGCAGUUGGGUCACCGAGAAGAUAACCUCUACCACACUCAGGACCAUGGAAAUGACAGCCAUAGCAUUCAAGAAACCUUGGAUAUAUGCUAUCCUUGGAGGGAUAAGUGUAGUGGUUGUCAUUUUUUCUCUGAUGAUUGUUUGCGCUAUCAAAAGAAAGUGUCUAAGAAGACGGGUGGACAUUGAGAUCGAGUCCCAGUCACUUACAGAAUUUGAUGCAGUUGUCAUGAGGGACUUUAAAAACCAUUUACUCUUCAGUGAUGUAUCAACUGGCACUGUGUGUGAGGAGUCGAAGAGUCAACAAUGCACCUCGCCCAGUGCGACCCCCCACACCUCCACCAGCCAUGCCAGCUCCUCAACUCGAACCGCUCCGUCGCUCAACCAGCCAGAGGCGCCCACCCAACAGACUAAUCUACUGAUUCCAUAUCUGAUUUGUUCAACCUGCAUACCUCCUUUUGUGUUAAAUGAUAAACUUUUUAAUAUGUUGGCUCCUCUGAUAUUCUUUAUGCAUUGA
Molecule: messenger RNA, 798 nt
Organism: Saccostrea echinata
Lineage: Eukaryota; Metazoa; Mollusca; Bivalvia; Ostreida; Ostreidae
Exons: 3
Coding region: 1-798 (265 amino acids)
Source: RefSeq, a predicted model, not a curated record